Messenger RNA from Glycine soja, 1209 nucleotides. Its product is annotated as transcription factor bHLH18-like. The coding region runs from base 72 to 1058 and encodes 328 amino acids. NCBI's taxonomy places the organism in Eukaryota, Viridiplantae, Streptophyta, Magnoliopsida, Fabales, Fabaceae. The record is from RefSeq and is a predicted model, not a curated record. The transcript is spliced from 4 exons. Gene Ontology annotation, molecular function: protein dimerization activity.
UCCCCACUCGAUUCGACUCAUUAUUAUUAUACAUCUCAAAUAACAUCACAUCACACAUCUUCCACCUUACUAUGGAGGAGCCAUGGGAAAAUUGGCAUCUUCACAUGGAAAUGGAUUGCGGGAACGAUUUCUCAGGGAAGUGUCACGGCACUCACGAUGACGAGUUCCUCAGAGACAUCCUUCUUCAGCAACCACCUGCGGCUUUCUCGUCCGAAAGCGAAAGCGAUCACUCCUUCCGCCCUGUCGUCCAAAACACUACCAUCACCAACGACGGCGCCGUCAAAAGCAACAGCUCUCAAAACUCUUCCAAACGACCUCGUCCUUUGUCCACUCCCAGGACUUACAUUCUGUCCUUCGACAACUCAACCAUGCUUCCGGCCUCACCCGAACCCCGCCUCCGCUCUUCCAACAAUAAUUCCCCUUGGCCUCCGGAAAGCCCAGGCCCAGAACCUAGAAGGCCCAUUACUGGAGGAGCUAAGAAGACCAGAACCUCUUCUCAGACCAUCGAUCACAUAAUGGCGGAGAGACGAAGGAGACAGGACCUCACUGAGAGGUUCAUAGCACUCUCAGCCACCAUUCCCGGCUUGAGCAAGACGGACAAGGCCUCUGUACUUCGAGCAGCAAUCGAUUAUUUGAAACAACUUCAAGAAAGGGUACAGGAACUGGAGAAACAAGACAAAAAAAGGAGUAAGGAGUCAGUGAUAUUCAACAAGAAACCCGACCCAAAUGGAAACAACAAUGAAGACACCACCACCUCCACUGAAACGAACUGUAGCAUCCUUCCUGAGAUGGAAGUAAGAGUGUUGGGGAAGGAGGUGCUCAUUGAGAUCCACUGUGAGAAGGAGAAUGGUGUUGAGCUAAAAAUAUUGGACCACCUUGAGAAUCUUCAUCUCAGUGUCACCGGUAGCAGUGUCUUGCCAUUUGGAAAUUCUUCUCUCUGCAUUACCAUCACAGCUCAGAUGGGUGAGGGGUACCAAAUGACAAUGAAUGAUCUAGUGAAAAACCUUAGACAAGUGCUCUCAAAAUCACAUUUGCUAAGCGACAGUGAUCCGUACUAGUGUAUCAAACACCGAGUUGUAAUGUUUGGAAUUGGGAAAGUUUUGGAUUUAUUACUCUCUUUGAUUUUGGCUUGUUUUCAUGUUGAUCGUAACGUUAAUAAACAAACAUUGUGUGUCUGAAAGGAAUUUAUGCCCCGCAUCUACCCUGAUA